Umbelopsis ramanniana AG is the source of this 810-nucleotide messenger RNA. RefSeq lists its product as uncharacterized. NCBI's taxonomy places the organism in Eukaryota, Fungi, Mucoromycota, Umbelopsidomycetes, Umbelopsidales, Umbelopsidaceae. Gene Ontology annotation, molecular function: zinc ion binding; DNA binding. The record is from RefSeq and is a predicted model, not a curated record. The coding region runs from base 18 to 674 and encodes 218 amino acids. The transcript is spliced from 3 exons.
CUUUCACGAAAUACCAAAUGAGCGACGUCAAGGGAGCCGAUAAACCAAUAAUAACCUAUUGCGUCGAAUACGCACAAUCGCAAACAUCCAAAUGCGCUACUUGCAACCGAACGAUUCCUAAUAAAUCUUUGCGAUGUGGAGAGAUCUUCCGCAGAAGCAAGAAGGAAAAAAAGCAGUUGUCAAAGACAACAUGGUACCACUUCAAGUGCUUUCCCGUGCCUGAACUUCUUACAAAGCUUCCCAUCGAGCAGUUCCGAGGAUACCCCGCCAUUGAGGAAAAGGACCAAGAGAGAAUUCAGAAGCUUCUCAAGUUGGGUAAAGGUGCUACGUGGAAUGAACACUUUGGCGCACAGGACAAGAAGAAGGAGGCUGGUGCCGAAGAGGAAGAGAGUAAACCAAAGAAGAAGAAGAGAGACGAAGAUAAGCCAAUCGACAUGACCGCAGGACUGACAGGACAGAAUCCCAAGUCACUCAAGCGACCAAACAAGCAGGCAGAAGAAAAGGUCGCGAAGAAGGCUAAGCCUGUUGAACCCGAGGUCAAACUUCCCAAAUCAGAUAUGAGUGAGGUCGCAUCCAUCUCCAAGGCGAUCCAGGAUUCACUCGCCACCAGCAAGAAGACCAUGGCUUUAUUAGAGAGCAAAAAGAAGAAGAAGGUCCAAGAGAAGAAAGACUGAAGGAGGGCAAAAGUCGCCGUAUGAUAGAUCCUUUCGUUGUAAUCACAUUUUACUGACUGUUUUUCAGUCCCCAUUGAAGCACUUUCCCCAUCCCGUUCAUUCAUAUGAUGUCUUUUUCUUUUUUUUCAAAUAUCUU